AAACAAUUUAAGGUUCCUCUACCGCUUGCUACAAUAAAAACCUACAUAAUGGUAUUCCCCUGUCACUCAAUGAAGCAUAAAGGCAUCUUUUGGACAAUCACACUAAUUUUUCUAUUCCAGUUAGUACAAGCUGAUCGUCCAUGCGCUCAGAGAGUCUAUGGCAUUAAUAAAAGCAACAUUGUGUGCGUCUGCAAUGCAACAUAUUGUGAUAACAUUCAGCCCUUAACUUCCAUUCAAAAUGGUACGGCUGUCGUUUACGUUUCAUCUAUGGCUGGCAAGCGUUUUGAACGCACAACAGUUCCACUCGGCACAAUCGUUUAUAGUGCCCCGGGAAAUAUCAAAAUAGAAAUUGAUGCCCGUCAAAAAUUCCAGUCAAUAAUUGGCUUUGGUGGCGCCUUUACUGACGCGGCCGGGAUAAACAUUGCUUCAUUGGGAAAGCAGACUCAACGGACUUUACUGGAAUCGUAUUUUGGCGCAAAUGCAUUGAAUAUAAUCUAG
Cylicocyclus nassatus is the source of this 498-nucleotide messenger RNA. The record is from the annotation of a GenBank genome assembly. Lineage: Eukaryota; Metazoa; Nematoda; Chromadorea; Rhabditida; Strongylidae.